Molecule: messenger RNA, 3664 nt
Organism: Leptopilina heterotoma
Lineage: Eukaryota; Metazoa; Arthropoda; Insecta; Hymenoptera; Figitidae
Exons: 14
Coding region: 523-3129 (868 amino acids)
Source: RefSeq, a predicted model, not a curated record
CCUUUAAAGAUGAAGUAUCAUUGGAUGUUUUUAACAGUUUUUUGUCGCGAUAAUGUUCGGUGACGGAAGAAAAAUAGUGUGAUAUAAUAAUGUGCAUUAAGGAUAUAAAUUUCACAUUUCAGUGAAAAUAUCGUCGAUUUUCAUGGGUGAGGAGCGGAUUUAAGGGUUAAUCGAGCAUUACUGCACUCUUUCUCUUAUACGGAUUGUCCGGUGUCAAGUGGAUUUCGACGAGGGUUACUAAAGGAAUUCAUCAACAAAACGAUGGUCAGUCUGGAUACAAAAUCAAUUUAUAUUUGCAUUUUUUGAUACUGGCGAAUUCUUCCAUAGUGUACACGGAAAAGGCACCCUUUUAACGACAUUGCUGAAGAACAAGAAAGCAGAUGUUAUUGGAUUCAGAUUCUGGAAUAACGCAGCUGUUGCAUAUUUAGAGGUGGCGUACUGCAGUCAGUCUGACAAAGAAGGCUGUGAUGAGGGGUGUCGGCUAAAAAGGUUGUCGCGCAGGCGUACUAGGAGCUUGGGAAGAUGCUGCCUUCCGGGAGAGACUUGUUAAGGCCGUUGCUUCUUCUAAUCAUCGCAGGAAGCACCGAGGCCUUCAAUUCACGACAAACAGAAUGCACGUUUCCUUCGCGUUGGGAGGGCACUUGGUUCCAGAGCGGUGUACGCCAAGCGAUCAUGAUAUCAAGGGACGUACUCUCCAGCAAAGGAAAGUGUCUUCACAAUGAGGGUGACAAGUUUCUUCUCGUCGACGAAAAAGCUUGCUAUCGUUGUGUCGUCAUUCAUGAGAAGCACUCAAACGUUCUGCAGUACAAAGAAACCUACUGUCAAAAUAAACACUCACUGGCGUCACUGUGCUCGUACAUAACCGGUGAUGCUUUGCUGUAUUCAAUGUUUCGUGAAGAAGCUGUGCCAGUUGCAUGUCCAUUUCAUGGACCCUUGACUUUCUCGUACAACAGAGGACAUGGCCUUUGUUCCAGUCCGCAAAGCAAUGUUGACACCUGUACAGACGAUAGCAAACUACUCUUUAGAUAUCAAGCCUGUCCAGACGUGCACGGUUCCGAAAGUUCCAAGGAGGAAUUGGAGUGUCUAGCAACGUGGAAAGAGGGCAGUAGUCGAUAUUUAGUGGGUAGAUUGAAUCACGAUCAUGCAACAAGCAAUGAAGAUCGUUACAGGUGUUUUGUAUACGAGAGAGCCGAUCAGAACGUUCAGGGGAAUUUAAAUCGUGCCACCAGCGGAGUAGGCCUCGAAAAUAAUGAACAAGAAGUUCUUCUCUCCAAUGGAUUGUCAAUGGAAAAUUCCUCAAUUGAAAUAUUUAAUGUCGCCCAAAGUGGUGACGCCACGUGCAAUGGCCUCUUCAGUCCAAUGGAGGGAUCGCGGACCAUGAAACUCACCAAAGUCUCGUCGCCAGGAAAUUGUAAAUUUCCUCAAUGGUUAACGGGCCACGGGGGUGGGGGUCUAACAUGGCACACUUUAGAUCUUGGGAGAUCGUACACUUUUCAUCCCCACAAUGCAACACUUCAUGUGACAAGAUCGAAUGCAAGUUCAUCGAGAAUUGACGGUGUUUCACUUGAUUUUCAAGAUAUUCCCGGCCAAGAGGAAUAUUAUGUGAAAAUUCUCUGCAAUUCCAUUAAAUAUCCAAAUCCAACGGAAACGAUGAAUAUGAUCGUGGCUCAUUACACUCACGGAUGUCGGAGCGGAUUUGUGUGUAUGGCAUUCUACAGGAGGGACGGUCACGUGGUGGAACUACAAACGGGAAACCCAGUUUCGAGGCCGGAAGAUGCGUGCCUUCCUGCACACUAUCAACCUCGUAGUACUCCCUUUCUCACUUUAGUCACGAGUUCGCCAGAACCUCGACAAUGUCCUUAUUUGGGAAAAUUCACGGUAACCGGUUUGAAUCGCAAUCAAAGAAACACGAGGGACGGUCGAAGGAGUCACGAGAUUCUUGGCGUCACAUUAUCACAAGAUAAGGUCAGACACGCUCAAGAAAGAACCGAAGAUCGUCGUUCACGUAAAUUGGACUUUGAACAACAAAAGAAACGCAUAAAUAAUGAAUAUUUUUCCCGUGAGCGUAUUGGACGAAGAGUGAGAUCAAGUUCACGAUCAAAUAACAAUCAUCAUCAUCAUCAUCAUCAAGAAUCAAAUAAUCAAGAUGAUUUACAAAUUCACUCGACAUUCAUAAACACACCUUUGAAAAAUACCAAUAAAAAAUAUCCCAAAAAAUCAAAUUUCAAAACAAGAGAAAUACGCCGAGCGAAAUUUGAAACUGCAAAAAAAAAUUCAUUGAAAGAGGGAAAUAAAAUUGAAAAUAGAAACGAAAUGAGUAUGAAAAAAGUAACAGCAGUGAAAAUUAAUGAGGAAAUUGAGAGAAAUUAUCAGCAUAGGAAAAAGAAUGAAAAUUUUGAUAUUGAUAGAAAUGAUUUUACGCAAGCUAGACAUUUUUGGGCGCCUGAAUUUGACGAGGUGGGAAUACCGAGUAUCCUGCAGGAUCAGGAUGACUACUUUGGGGACUAUCCAGACGAGGUGGAUAUUAUUCCCAAGAGGAGUAGCAGUGGUGGUGAUAGUGGUGGUAGUUCGACGUUGCGAAAUGACAGGUUCUUUAACUACGCUGACCUCUUGCGAAUGAAGAGAGAUUUAGAUGAUGAUGAAGAAUAUGAGGAGACAAGUGAGAGACGAGAGAAGAGAGAUGGAGAAAAUCCCCGUUGCAAUUCAGACGUGACGACUUUGACCGUUGGAUGCUCGACUGCAGACAGAAUGGAGUUUCAAAGCGAUUGCGUCGACGAUGACGUCGUCACAGCUUAUUCUUGUCAUGGAAGGUGGUUCGAUGGUGAGGGCACUCAAUUUGUGAUUGCAACGCCACUUGCUCGUAGAACGGCUUGGUCAAAUGAUAACAACAGGCCACAACCCUAUAGAAACAGUAGAAGAUUAUGUUUCAUGUAUAGAGAGAGUGGAGGUGUCGUGAGUUUAACUGCAAGUACAGACGCAUGUCACAGGGAAGUUCAGGCAUCACCUCCAAUGUUGGCCUUCAAUGCGACCAGCAUCGGUCAAUGUCUCGAGGACAAUGGCAGUAUGGGUCACCGAGCAUCGUACCUGACUAUAAGUCUAAUCGUGAUAAUUCUUGCGGUGUUUAGGUGAUUCUAAACAAAAGGAGGAAAAAAAAACAAAAAUUGAAUUCAACUUUUUUGUUCCUGUAAAAAUUUCAGGACAAAAAAAAUAUGGUAUUUAUUUUGUAUAUAAAAUAAAGAGAAUGAGAAAUACCAUAAAAAAAAUUCAAUUUCCCGAUAGAUCUGCGGUGAGUUUUAGAUUUUUUUCUCAUAUCUAAGACUCAAAAUGAUUCUAUCAGACGUAAAAAGAAAUUUUAAUUCGAAGAAGAUGCUCAAAAAGAUCAUCAAUUUUUGUAACGCAAAAGAAAAAAAAAAUUGCGGAGUUUCUUUUGCUUUUUUUUUGAAAAAAAAGAAAAAAAGAAAAAUUAGCUUGUAGGCAUGUAACUAAUUUAGUUAGUUACAUUUGUAAACUCUGGGCUAGAACCAUAUCAUGGUACGAAAUCGCAGUUGAAAUCAAGAAAUUAAAGGAGAAUCUUGUUUUCUUUUUUUUAUAGAAGCGAAUAUGUGAAAAAUUCUAUAAAAAUUAAUUUUUAAAUUUGCUUUUUUUUAAAAUUAAUGGAGAGAAA